Portunus trituberculatus (swimming crab) is the source of this 2830-nucleotide messenger RNA. RefSeq names its product bestrophin-1-like. The record is from RefSeq and is a predicted model, not a curated record. Gene Ontology annotation, molecular function: chloride channel activity. The transcript has 8 exons. The coding region runs from base 1287 to 2426 and encodes 379 amino acids. Lineage: Eukaryota; Metazoa; Arthropoda; Malacostraca; Decapoda; Portunidae.
UAACAAGAGAGGAAUUCCUGUAGUGUGUGGAGUCUUGCUGAGGAGAGGAGCUGGUGAUGAGUGGCUGUCUGAACGGUUAUAGUAAAUCUCAGGCUCGCGAAUCAUUGGAAGAGUAACGGAUGGACGUUUUUCAACAGCUGGGGCCACUUUUAUGCCUCUUAUGCCCAGGAUGGAGUGUAUUUUAUGAAGCCAAGGUGUUCGAGUUUUAGCUGCAACAUUCGAGUGGGAUGUAACUGCAUGCCAGCUUUUUAUUGCCAGUCAGAAGGGAGGAAAGGUUGUGAAGACGAUAGGAUGAGCAAAUUAGUUAAAUCUAGAAAAGUAACAAGCUCAGCGAGGGUGAAUAACGGCUCAAGUGUUUAUUACAUAGAUUGCAGAUAUGAUUUGAAUAAAAAGAGACUUCCUUGUAGGAAUAAUUUUUGACAUUGCUUUUACAGAAUAUUGGUUAAACAUGUGAGGAAAAAUAUGACAUCAAGAGGAUAAGAUUGAUAGUUAUACACUACUCUAUAAAGGCAGAGAAAACAGGAAAGAAGGAGUAGCGCUAUAUAUUAGGAGCACAUUGCAAUUUAGUAUUAACAGUAAAAAAAAAAAAAAAAAAGUUAAAAAAAAUCGAUAUGGGUAAGGAAGGAUCACAAUGAGUGUUGCUGGCAUUAGUUCAUAGGCCACCGAAUACUACAAGGGAAAUUAACUCCUCGCUUUGGCAAGAAAUGAAUAAAGGAAGCAGCUUCAGUCAGGCACGUGUGAUAGGUGAUUCUUACUGUAGGAAUGUCAACUGUGACGUGAUAGUGAGUAAACGCGAAGCAGAGGAAUUUCUUUGGGUAAUUCAGAUGUAGCUCUGGACCGCCAUCUGUUAUUGGCACACGAGGUUAUACAACAAAGAUGCCUUCUUUACGCAAAGUGCGAAAUAACAUAAGAAAAUGUGCACAUGAAUAUCCACGGACUUCAGUCACCUCAUCAGCGCCAUAACCAUUACCAUUACCAUCCCUAACAUGAUUAUAAAUACCAACAGCCUUUCAUCACCACCAUCUACAAGAACCACCCCAGACACACACGUCCGGACGAGGCUGUAGUGGUCAGAUAUAUUUAGCGUUGACUUGGAUGUCUUGAUGUCUAGCGGGCAGUCGGGAGCGAGACGUUAGCUGGCGCGCACACUCCACUAGGCAGUCUCAAGGCGAAGCAUUUCAUGAUAAGUAAAGUUGAAUCAUAAAGACUUAACACCAAUCGGGAGAUUCCCCAAGCAAAGUGAGCCAAGAAGAGUCGUUACCUGGCAGUGACCAAGCGCCGCCGUCAUGGUUGUGAGCUACACCAAAAAAGUCGCAAACCUUAAAGGCUUUGGAACAUUCAUUCGACUUCUGUUCAGAUGGCGAGGCAGCGUGUACAAGAUGGUGUGGCCAGACAUGCUGAUGUACAUUUUGCUGUAUUACAUCAUAUCAUUUGUGUAUCGGUUUGCACUCACGGAAGAUGAGAAGAGGGUGUUUGAAAAAAUAUCAAUUCACGUGAGUCACUUUAGGAACUUGAUUCCAAUAUCUUUCGUCCUUGGCUUCUACGUGAGCGUGAUCGUGACACGCUGGUGGGGAAUGUACGUGUCCAUGCCCUGGCCGGACACGCUCUCCAUCCUGCUGUCCAACCACGUACAUGGUCAGGGAAAAAGUGCCAGGCUGGCACGCAUCACCGUGGCUCGCUACGUCAACAUGGGCAUAGUGCUCACCUUCACCAUGGUGUCGCCCUCCGUCAAAAAAAAAUUCCCGGGUUACCAGGAGCUGCUGGAUGCAGGAUAUCUCACCAAAGACGAGAAGUCUGUCCUGGAGCGUCUAGACCGCAGGAGUAAACAACACAAGACCUAUCUACCGUUUCUUUGGGCGUGCCGCAUAGUAGACCAGGCCAAAAGGGAGGGUAUGAUCACCGACCCUAUUGCACAGAAGACACUUACGGACGAAAUCAUGCGCCUGCGAGGAUGUUGCGGGGAGUUGCUUGGCUGGGACGAUUACAACAUACCGCUCGUAUACACACAGGUCGUCACAAUUGCGGUGUACUCCUUCUUCCUCUUCUCGAUUCUGGGAGAGCAGUUUCUUGACCCUGCGCAGAAUUAUCCAAACAAUAUCAUCGACCUAUAUGUGCCUGUGUUUUCUCUCUUGCAAUUUUUCUUCUACAUUGGCUGGCUGAAAGUGGCCGAGUCUCUCAUCAAUCCUUUCGGAGACGACGACCAUGACUUCGAAUUUGUUUCCCUGGUCACCCGACACCUGGAGAUGACCUACCUUCUGGCUGACAUUGAAGAGAGAGAGAUUCCUGCCCUCGUUAAAGACACGUUUUGGGACUCCUCCUCCGGCGAAGAGCUAAUAAUGCCGGCUGCUCAGGCCGCCUUUCUACUGGCUAAUCAAUUCUCUUUCAGCGAUGACGCAAGCAUUAACGCUGCCACUCCAAGUGUAUAAUAUGCUUUAAGUUACACUUUAAUCUGAGGUAACUUUUCAUGUCAGCAAUACAGUGGAUUUUAAUUGUACAAUACAUAGGAUUGUGUGGAAUGCAUCACUGACUUUCGUCAUCUCAUUAUCAAUUGUUGGUCACAUUUUUUUCUUUUCUUGAAAUUAUGGAUAUGCAGUGCGAUGACUUAAGUCUUACGUAUUAUUUGUAAACUUUUAAACAAUUAUUACUAGCUGUAGAGGUAAGAUGUUUGAGUUUGAAUUUCUACGAAGUCUUUACAUUCUUAUGGCAAUCAGUUGAAUGAUGUACAAUACAACUCUCCAAAACAUAUAAACUCAGGAAGAAAACUACUUCUUUACAAAUGUAAUAAAUUGAUAUUAUGUAAUGUAAUUUGUCAAUGAAAAAAUGUAGUGUA